Molecule: messenger RNA, 2068 nt
Organism: Sciurus carolinensis (gray squirrel)
Lineage: Eukaryota; Metazoa; Chordata; Mammalia; Rodentia; Sciuridae
Gene: Zfp37
Product: ZFP37 zinc finger protein
Exons: 4
Coding region: 13-1962 (649 amino acids)
Biological process (GO): regulation of transcription by RNA polymerase II
Cellular component (GO): nucleus
Molecular function (GO): DNA-binding transcription factor activity, RNA polymerase II-specific; RNA polymerase II cis-regulatory region sequence-specific DNA binding
Source: RefSeq, a predicted model, not a curated record
CCGGUGGCCGCCAUGUCGGCCUCUGGCUGCAGCCAGAUCCGGACAAAGCCCGAGACUGAGGCCCAGAGGAAGAGUGCGGGAAAGGCCCGAGAGGCCGGGCGUCCACCCGAGAUGGCUGCGUCCGAGCCUGGGGCCAGCGGCGCGGGAUCCAUAAAAUUCAAAGAUGUGACUAUGGCCUUUACCCAGAAAGAAUGGAAGCAACUUGAACCUGCUCAGAAGAACCUGUACAAAGAUGUGAUGCUGGAGAACUACAGCAACCUAGCUUCAAUGGCAGACUAUCAAGCUCCCAAACCAGACAUGAUCUCUAAGUUGGAAAAAGGAGAAGAACCAUGGUUGGGGAAGGGGAAAAGACGCAGUCAAAGUCAUCUGAGUAAAAUAGCAAGACUGAAGCAAAUAGGAGCCAGUAGAAAAGAAGUACAGCAAGAUGAUGACCAGCUGGAGAGUAACCAGAAAUCCCAAAACAAACUCACGAGGGAAGUUGCCUGUAAGAACAAAACUCUGAAAAAGAAGAAAGGCAGUGAGGGUGGAUCUUUGGGGAAAAAAGUUAAUGUGAGUACAAAACAUGUUUCUUCAAAAAGGGGGCUUUUUAAAUUUGAUUCACAUGGGAAGAAUUUGAAGCAGAGUUUAGACUUCCCUGGCCAUAUAAAAAACUGUACAAAAAAGAAACCUGACAUAGCUAAAGAACAUAGGAAAUCAUUCAGUCAUAGCUUAUCUGAUACAAAAAAAGACACAAAUCAACCUGGAAAGAAAUGUGAGACAUUAUCCAACCAGAGUUCACCUGACAGGUGUGACAAAAGUCAGACUAGGAGGAAGUGUGAGAAAUCAUGCCACCAUAGUUCAUCCCGUACUCAGCACAGCAAGAUCCAAACUGGAGAGAAGCACGAGAAAUCAUCAAGCCUUAGUUCAUCUAACAAUCCUGACAAAACUCAAGCUUGUGCAAAACCCUUUGAGUGUAAUCAGUGUGGGAAGGUUCUCAGUCAUAAACAAGGACUCGUUGACCAUCAGAGAAUUCACACUGGGGAGAAGCCCUACGAAUGCAGUGAAUGUGGCAUAGCCUUUAGCCAGAAGUCCCACCUCGUUGUUCAUCAGAGGACUCACACAGGAGAAAAACCAUAUGAAUGUAUUCAGUGUGGCAAAGCCCAUGGUCAUAAGCAUGCCCUGACUGACCACCUAAGAAUUCAUACUGGGGAAAAGCCCUAUGAAUGUACUGAGUGUGGGAAAACCUUCAGACACAGCUCAAACCUUAUUCAACAUGUAAGAUCUCAUACAGGUGAGAAGCCUUAUGAGUGUAAGGAAUGUGGAAAAUCCUUUAGGUAUAACUCAUCACUCACUGAACAUGUGAGAACUCAUACAGGGGAAAUACCAUAUGAAUGUAACGAAUGUGGCAAAGCCUUUAAAUACAGCUCAUCCCUGACUAAACAUAUGCGAAUUCAUACAGGCGAAAAACCCUUUGACUGUAAUGAAUGUGGGAAAACUUUUAGCAAGAAGUCACACCUCAUUAUACAUCAAAGAACUCAUACGAAGGAGAAACCUUAUAAAUGUGAUGAAUGUGGAAAAGCCUUUGGACAUAGCUCAUCUCUUACUUACCAUAUGAGAACUCAUACUGGUGAAAGUCCCUUUGAGUGCAAGCAAUGUGGGAAGGCCUUUAAACAAAUUGAAGGCCUUACUCAACACCAGAGAGUUCAUACUGGGGAAAAACCCUUUGAAUGUAAUGAAUGUGGGAAAGCCUUUAGCCAGAAGGCACACCUCAUUGUACAUCAGAGGACUCACACUGGGGAGAAACCCUAUGAAUGUAACGAAUGUGGGAAAGCCUUCAAUGCAAAGUCACAGCUUGUUAUACAUCAGAGAUCCCAUACAGGAGAGAAACCCUAUGAAUGUAAUGAAUGUGGGAAAUCCUUCAAACAGAAUGUAUCCCUCACCAAACAUAUGAAAACUCAUUCUGAGGAAAAUUCUCAUGAGUGAAAUGAAUGUGGGAAAUCUGCUAACCAAACUGAAGGUUACUUUGAACUUGAGAUUUGGUUAAAAAAAAAAAAACUUUGACAAGAAGUCACCUCUCGUUACCUUGUUA